Molecule: messenger RNA, 735 nt
Organism: Vicia faba (fava bean)
Lineage: Eukaryota; Viridiplantae; Streptophyta; Magnoliopsida; Fabales; Fabaceae
Source: the annotation of a GenBank genome assembly
AUGCUUCUCAAAACCGCCGUAACCGCUUCUUCUUCUCCCUCAAUUUCUCUCUUCAAUUCUGAAAACUCGCGUUUGGUUCCGUCUCUUCAUAAACCGGACCGAUUAGCGGUUUGUGCUACGAAAGGCUCUAGCAAUAACCGUGUUUUGACUGGUGUGUUGUUUGAACCUUUUGUAGAGGUUAAAAAGGAACUUGAUCUUGUUCCUGUUUCUCCACAAGAGUCUCUUGCUCGCCAUAAAUUUCAUGCCGAAUCUGAAGCUGCUAUUAACGAACAAAUCAAUGUGGAGUAUAAUGUUUCGUACGUUUACCAUGCGAUGUAUGCGUAUUUUGAUAGAGAUAAUGUUGCGCUUAAAGGUCUUGCUAAAUUUUUUAAAGAAUCAAGUGAAGAGGAAAGAGGGCAUGCUGAGAAAUUGAUGGAAUAUCAGAACAAAAGGGGUGGAAGAGUGAAGUUGCAAUCUAUAGUGACGCCACUUUCUGAGUUUGAUCAUGCUGAUAAGGGUGAUGCGCUGUAUGCAAUGGAACUUGCACUCUCAUUGGAGAAGCUUACAAAUGAAAAACUCCUUAACCUGCACAGUGUUGCCUCAAAGAAUGGUGAUGUAAACUUGGCAGACUUUGUGGAAAGUGAGUUUUUGGGUGAACAGGUGGAAGCCAUCAAAAAGAUAUCCGAGUAUGUUGCUCAGCUCAGAAGAGUUGGCAAAGGACAUGGUGUCUGGCACUUUGAUCAGGUUCUUGCUUAA